Molecule: messenger RNA, 1098 nt
Organism: Annulohypoxylon truncatum
Lineage: Eukaryota; Fungi; Ascomycota; Sordariomycetes; Xylariales; Hypoxylaceae
Product: mannose-1-phosphate guanylyltransferase
Exons: 4
Coding region: 1-1098 (365 amino acids)
Biological process (GO): cell wall mannoprotein biosynthetic process; GDP-mannose biosynthetic process
Cellular component (GO): cytoplasm
Molecular function (GO): mannose-1-phosphate guanylyltransferase (GTP) activity; GTP binding
Source: RefSeq, a predicted model, not a curated record
AUGAAGGCCAUAAUUCUCGUCGGCGGCUUUGGCACGCGUUUGCGGCCUCUGACCUUGACUAUGCCUAAGCCUUUGGUCGAGUUCGCGAACAAGCCUAUGAUUCUCCACCAGAUCGAGGCUCUGGCUGCUGUCGGUGUUACUGACGUGGUCCUUGCUGUCAACUACCGCCCGGAGAUCAUGGAGAGAGUGUUGAAAGAGCAUGAAGCUUCUCUUGGUGUUAAGAUUCAUUUCUCUCUAGAGAAUGAACCUCUUGGCACAGCUGGCCCUCUCAAGCUGGCAGAAGAGAUCCUCGCUAAGGACGACUCGCCUUUCUUCGUUCUAAACUCCGAUGUCACCUGCGAAUUCCCUUUCCAGCAACUUGCUGAUUUCCACAAGGCCCACGGCGAGGAGGGUACGAUUGUUGUUACCAAGGUGGAAGAACCCUCCAAAUAUGGUGUCAUUGUACACAAGCCAAACCACCCCUCACGAAUUGACCGAUUCGUGGAGAAGCCUGUUGAAUUCGUUGGCAACCGUAUUAAUGCCGGUCUCUACAUGCUGAAUGUCUCGGUGCUCCAGCGCAUUGAGAAGAACCGACCUACGUCUAUCGAGCAGGAAACUUUCCCAGCAAUCGUUCGCGAUGGUCAACUGCACUCUUUCGACCUGGAGGGUUUCUGGAUGGAUGUCGGUCAACCCAAGGACUUCUUGACUGGUACCUGUCUAUAUCUCUCAUCCUUGUCCAAGAAGAAGUCGCCCCUGCUUGCUUCGCCGUCAGAGAGCUACGUCUACGGUGGCAAUGUCAUGGUUGACGAGACUGCCAAGAUUGGCAAGAACUGCCGUAUUGGCCCCAAUGUCGUCAUUGGUAAGAACGUUGUCAUUGGCGAUGGUGUACGUCUACAAAGAUGCACACUUCUCCCCGGAUCCAAGGUCAAGGACCAUGCUUGGAUCAAGAGCACGAUUGUUGGCUGGAACAGCACCGUUGGCAAGUGGGCUCGUCUUGAGAACGUGACAGUUCUCGGUGACGACGUUACCAUUGGCGACGAGAUCUACGUCAAUGGCGGUAGCGUCCUCCCCCACAAGAGCAUCAAGGCAAAUGUUGAUGUUCCUGCCAUUAUUAUGUAA